AUGCCUCAUAAACUCCCAACUACCGGACGCUACCGCAUCUCCAAUGACGUUCUCAUUACCAUCCUCGAGUACUUUGACCCCAACUCCCUGUACCGUACCUGCAAGGUCUUUCCACGCGUGUAUGACGUAGUAAUUCACUUCCAACACUUGCGCUACAAGUUCGAGUUGGCCGUUUCUGGGAUGGCGGACGGGGUCCUUUCUCUUGUCAAGAGGCCCCCGCAGCUCCGCCUCCAGUUACUCGGCGCUUAUAGACGUGAUUGGCCGGUGCUUAAUUGGACUGCUGAGCAGAAACUCCAGUUACCUGCUAGCGCAAACCUCUUCACCGUCUCCGCUGAAUUCCUCAUCCACGGCAACGCUCAUGCUCUCCAACUUCAAGAACUUCCUUCCACUCGACUCCAUCGUCCUCCAUCCCAGACCCGUCAUGUCCAAUACGGGACUGCGCCACAGUCCGAUGCUGUCGUCGUUGACCCGUCCCAAGGCUUACUUAUUUCCGGCUUUGGGAUCACUGGUCCUGCUGGACAGAUAGGUAUACGCUUGAAGAUUAGAGAUAUCUGGAAGUUCGACAAGCAUCCACACGCACCAGCACCUUUCUAUGAAUGUCCGGUUCAGGUACAAGUGCCAAUCCAGAAGAUGACCCUCUCCAUUUGUGGAUCCAGGCUUGCGGUCUCCUUGAAGUUUGCCAACGGUACCGCCAAGCAACUCCUUUUGGAUUGGCGAUCCUUCAGGGCCAUGUGGAUGGAGGAGCAUGACGUCCACUUCCUGAGCGUUAAAUAUCUUCUCGGAGCCAAAGUCUAUCAAGGAACCCCGGUCAUCCACCUUUACAACAUCAUGGACCUGCCUCGGGUCUUUAUUGAACGAGAAUACGAGCUACCAUCCCACUGGGCGAACGCAGAACUCAACUUCUUGCCGAACUCGACACUCACUAUUGACGGCGUUCCGAACCCAAGGGCCCUGUUCUUCUCAGAUCCCCUCGUUCGGGUUCUAGUACUUACUGCCAAACAAAUAUCCGACCCUCAAGGCCCGGCGCAAUGGCUCAUGAUUAACGAAUCUUACUUCAGGCCUACCAGCCGACCGGAUCGACGACAUGUUCCCUGGGUCCAUUCAGCCAAUUUCAGCCUCAUCAGAAAUGUGCCUGCACUCCCGGUCGUCCGCAGCCCACAGGUCGUUGGCAAUCGAGUCAUUUAUCUCGAGUCCGACGCGCCUUCCUCAGCAGGACGAGGCUACUCCACCCGUAUCUGCACCAUCGAGUUCCCAGCUUACCCUGAGCAUCGCCCAUCUACACGAGGAGGUUGGGCUUAUGUCGGUCCCCAAUCGGCCUUGGUGCCCAAGGAGUUCUCCAAAGAGCUCUCGACCAGCAUCACGCGAGGUGCCGUCGUCGAGGUGAUGUCUGUCACCGAGGACAACAUAGUUUUCUUCCUGGAACCGCGUCACGGAAUGCGAGAGGUCUUCCUGAUGAGCUUCGGCGCUUCCAUCUAA
Molecule: messenger RNA, 1476 nt
Organism: Coprinopsis cinerea okayama7#130
Lineage: Eukaryota; Fungi; Basidiomycota; Agaricomycetes; Agaricales; Psathyrellaceae
Exons: 5
Coding region: 1-1476 (491 amino acids)
Source: RefSeq, a predicted model, not a curated record